AUGACGACCACAAAAGAGGCCGCAUUGAAAUAUAGAACAUUUUGCGUGGCGAAAAAGAAAGAAGUGUGGGAGGCGUUGAUUCAUCACGCGAAUUAUGCGAAACACAUUGAGAAAGUGUACGAUAUGACGACGGUUUUGCAGAGAGUACAACAAGAGUGUCUUGUGUUCGCUCUGGAGAAUGGAAUCGGGAAUCCGGAUGUCCAUGACGCCGCCGAGCUCAUCUUCCCGUUGGCAAUGCAAAAAGUGGUCAUUAAAGUGUUGAAACCGUAUUUUCUCUCGCAUUGGGCUAAUUUCAGAUUAGCCGGCUUCAAUCCGAUCCGAAAAAUCGACCAUGGCAUCGAUUUGAACGAAUCUCUGUACACGGAUGAGAAGAAAUUGCAGAAUCAGCAAUAUGUGGCAGAUUUCAACGCGUUUGUCAAUGAAUUAAAAACAGGAAUUCUCAAUGCAAAUCGUCACCUAAACGCCACCGUCUCUCUCAUCAUCCGAGAAUUGGCCGCCUCGAUGGUCGUUCACGAGAAACGGGCGUUUGACGAUGAGUUGAGAUGCUCAAUGCUCCAAGAAUAUAUGGAAAGUCUCCGGAUUUGGGCGGAGUCAAUGACGAUGGAGGAGGCGUAUCAUUUGGUGGCAGACACUAUUUAUAAAGACGUUUUUCAGUUGUUGUCGAGAAAUGCCUACGAAAUGGUCGCUGUCAACUUCCCCGAGAAAUUCCGUGAGAUCAUAACAAUGAAAUAUUGCCUCCUGAAAACCAACAAUUACGGGCGGGACGAUUUGACGCAACGACUGAUUCGAAAUGUCGAGACGAAUUUGAUUAUAGCUUCCGUCGACACAAAAACCAUUCUCCAAGCGUACGCGUCGUGUGUCGAAGCACUCCGUGAAAUGGAUAAUAGUUGUGUUGUGAUGCACAAAGUUUGUGGAGUCAUCAGAGAGUAUUUAAAACGACGUCCCGACACAGUUCAACAAAUCAUCAGUUAUAUCACGUCGAACAAGAAAAACGAGUUGGAAAGAGAUAUGUCAAAAACAGUCCGAUCGGCAAUGAUGGACGAGGACGAAUUGAGAGGUGUCAACGACGAUUUCCUACCGGAGAACAUGGAAACGAUGGGAUGGGAGAGAUGGCUGCCGAAUCCGUGUGAUGCCACUGUUGGCGACGGAGCCCCGGGACGUCAAGGAGUCGACGUCUUCAACAUGCUUGUUUCGGUCUACGGAUCGAAGGAAUUGUUCGUCAAAGAGUACCGUAAUCUUCUAGCUGAACGAUUGUCGAGUUCGGUGGAUAAGGAUCCAUUCUUCGAGAAACGCUAUCUGGAUCUGCUGAAACUCCGAUUCCAAUACAGUGAACUGCAACACUGUGAAGUGAUGCUUCGAGAUGUGAUGCAUAGUCAAGAAGUUGAUGAAUUAGUAGAGGAGAGACGGGCGAAUCAUAUUGUUCCAAUCUCUGCGUGUGUCACUUCUUCACAUUAUUGGCCAAAAUUGGAGACCGAGCCGACGGAGAGACUUUUGAAUGAGCUGAUGCCCGAAUCGUUGACCGAAGCAAUGGAAAACUACGAACGAAUGUAUUUGGAGGCGAAACGCAACCGGAAAUUGGUGUUUUAUAAGAGUGUUGGAUGCAUGGAAGUGUCGAUUGAGUUGGACGGUGUCCAAGUGGACCGAACGAUUCCCAUCGUCUACGCUCAAACUCUGUUUCUUUUCCUUCAAAAAGAGGUUUGGACGACGGCCGAAGUGAUGGCUCAUCUCAAAGUGUCCGUUGUUCUCACGAAGAAACGAUUGGAGUGGCUUGUCAAACAGGGAUUCAUUAGCAUGAAUCCUCUCGUGAGUAGUGACACUUGGUCCCUGACUCGAACUCCGAAUGCAAUCCUUCCAAAUCGUCCGGGAACACCAGAAAUCGCAGACGAUGAAGACGUGGAGCCAGAAGACAAUUCGGAUAUGGUCGAUGCGUUGGAACAGUAUUGGGGAUACACUCGCAAUUAUAUUGCGAACCACGCGCCGAACGGAGAAGUAAAAGCGGAGAGAAUGCAUCGUGUCUACCGAAUGUUCGGUUCGCCAACAUCAGCUGGACCCAAUUUGGAUCAUGUCACCGCAUUCCUUCAGAGAAAAGUGGCUCUCGGACUGCUGACGUGUGUCAAUGGAUCGUAUCGAGUGGUGGAGGAUAAGAAGAAGAAACCGACUGAAACCGGGGGAACUGCCUAG
Molecule: messenger RNA, 2181 nt
Organism: Caenorhabditis remanei
Lineage: Eukaryota; Metazoa; Nematoda; Chromadorea; Rhabditida; Rhabditidae
Exons: 15
Coding region: 1-2181 (726 amino acids)
Biological process (GO): ubiquitin-dependent protein catabolic process
Cellular component (GO): anaphase-promoting complex
Molecular function (GO): ubiquitin protein ligase binding
Source: RefSeq, a predicted model, not a curated record